Messenger RNA from Pomacea canaliculata, 1996 nucleotides. RefSeq names its product zinc finger protein DPF3-like. Gene Ontology annotation, biological process: nervous system development. The transcript has 10 exons. The coding region runs from base 331 to 1524 and encodes 397 amino acids. The record is from RefSeq and is a predicted model, not a curated record. Gene Ontology annotation, cellular component: nBAF complex. NCBI's taxonomy places the organism in Eukaryota, Metazoa, Mollusca, Gastropoda, Architaenioglossa, Ampullariidae.
ACUACGAAAACAAGACACUUUAGCUCUCGAUUUCGCCCUAUCGAGACGACGGACUUACUCUCCUUUCCCAAGCACGGCUGGGUAUUGCCGACAGCAACUAUAUAGACAUCACGGCAAAGCAGACAGCUUGGCUUGGAGAAGUGGAUGUGAAGUAGAUCCUCAGCUCCAGUGAAAGAAACAUAAUAAUACUCUCAUAUGAUUUCUGGGUACUUCCUUAGAUUAUCUUAUAUUUACUUCAAGUACACGAAAAUACAUGUAACAAAAGACCGUUUCACAAAAACUUGUAAAUUUCAUGCUGUGACGUAGCUGAGAGAACAAAGAGGCACCAACAUGGCGGCGCCUAAAGUACUGGAUUCUCGUAUUUUCUACCGCAGCCUGGGCAAUGAGCAGUUUUACAAGGAGGCUGUUGAGCACACAGCCAGUUUUAACUUUCGUCUCACUUGUGAACGAAAGAUGCGACUGCCAUUCAUUGACUCUCAGACUGGUGUAGCACAAAAACAUACUGAUCUAUUUCAACCCAGGAGAUACAGAUACCCAGGCAGAUCUUUUGGGCAGAUCUAUUCAUAUCCAGCAAAAAGAUGGAAAAAGAAAAAACGGUCAUAUUUUGCCUCAGAAAUAAGGCUUGCAAGUAAAGUUGGGGAUAUUGAGACAGGGGAGGCAGACAUGCAUCCAAUUAGUGCUGUGGAAAACCCAGCUCAUCGUCUGGAUGAUUACUAUGAUGACAAACUGGACUCCCAGGACCAGUGGUAUGAUGACUUGGAGGGUAUUGGAGAACCUCCAGAUGCUGGUGAGAUGGUUGAUGACCAGUCUGAUAUCAGUGACUAUGAGGAUCAGCUGAGAGGUCGCAAGAGAAAGAAAGCUGCUGUCUCAAAAAGUUCACGUGGCCGAAGGAAAAUUGAGAAAGAUCCAAAUGCUGAAGACAAGGAAAAACCAUAUGUUUGUGAAGCUUGUGGUGCACGCUAUAAAACAAGACCAGGCUUGGCAUAUCAUUAUACUCAUUUCCACAAUGGUCUGAUGGAUGAUGAAGCCAGCACCCCUUCACCUAAACCACCACCACGAGCAAACCGCACAACAACAAAAGAGCGUGAAACAGCUACUUAUCUUGCCAAGCCAUCAGUAUCUACAACAGCAGCAUCUUCCAGUAUAGAUCCAAAAGUUUCUGCGAACAACUAUUGUGACUUCUGCUUGGGUGACUCAGCUGAGAACAAAAAAACACUGCAGGCAGAGGAUCUUGUUUCAUGCAGUGAUUGUGGGCGCUCAGGACAUCCAUCUUGCUUGCAGUUUACAGACAAUAUGAUAAUUUCUGUGAAGAAAUAUCCCUGGCAGUGUAUUGAGUGCAAGUCCUGUGGUCUUUGUGGUACUUCAGACAAUGAUGAUCAGCUGCUCUUUUGUGAUGACUGUGAUCGUGGCUAUCAUAUGUAUUGCCUUACCCCACCACUAACAGAGCCUCCUGAAGGUAAUUGGAGCUGUCACCUUUGCAUAGAAGAAUUCCAUGGAGGUAAAAAACCAGAGGGCAUGCAGUAGGUGCCAAGAAAGACUACCUUCUCACAUUUCCUCCACCAUGGAAGAAUAAUGAAGAACUCCUUUGAUUAAAAGCAGCGUUUUAAUUGCAUAAAUAUAUGUCUAACAAAGUUGAAGCACUCAUGUUCACUGCUGUGUAGCUUUUGUAAACAUUCAGUUUUAAAAUCACUUUCAGGACAAUGUGGCUUUUAUAAAAUUUGAGAUGGAUUUAUAACAAUAUACAUAGUUGAGACAAUGGUAUAUCAAAGUUUGCAAACAAAGUAGGGUGGGAAGUAUAUUUGUUAAGAUUUAUAUACAGAUUCCAAAAUGAAGUUCUUUUUUGGAUUUAAGGGUGAAGGUGGUGGUACAGAAAGCCAGAUGCAGAAUUUAAUCAUUAUGGCUCAGUAAAGAUGCUGUCAAACUUUUCUUUAAAUGCAGAACAUAGGUACCUGUCAAAAAUGUGUCUUGUAUAUGAAUUAAACAUGUUAAACCAAUA